GGGCCGCGAGCGGCAUGGAGGAGGCGGAGGCCGCAGCGCGCCAGGCAGAGCAGUGCGGGCCCGAGAGGGGCCCGAGCGGGGCCCGGGCCCCUUGAACCAUUCCUGAAGGCAUGGGUUGGCCAGGACAGUGGUGACUCCCCAAUCCGGCAUGGACGACUGGAAGCCCAGCUCCCUCAUCAAGCCCUUUGGGGCUCGGAAGAAGCGGAGCUGGUAUCUUACCUGGAAGUAUAAACUCACCAACCAGCGGGCCCUGCGGAGAUUCUGUCAGACAGGGGCGGUACUUUUCCUACUGGUGACCGUCAUUGUCAACAUCAAGUUGAUUCUGGACACGCGGCGAGCAAUCAGCGAGGCCAAUGGAGACCCGGAGCCAGAUCGAGACUAUGAUGAGGCCCUGGGCCGAUUAGAGCCCUCACGGCGCAGAGGCAGUGGACCCCGACGGGUUCUGGAUGUGGAGGUGUACUCAAGCCGCAGCAAAGUGUAUGUGGCAGUGGAUGGCACUACGGUGCUGGAGGACGAGGCUCGGGAGCAAGGCCGCGGCAUCCACGUCAUCGUUCUCAACCAGGCUACGGGCCAUGUGAUGGCAAAGCGUGUGUUUGACACAUACUCACCUCAUGAGGAUGAGGCCAUGGUGCUGUUCCUUAACAUGGUGGCACCUGGCCGAGUGCUCAUCUGCACUGUCAAGGACGAGGGCUCCUUCCACCUCAAGGACACAGCCAAAGCUCUGCUGAGGAGCCUGGGCAGCCAGGCUGGCCCUGCCCUGGGCUGGAGGGACACUUGGGCCUUCGUGGGAUGCAAAGGAGGUCCUGUCCUUGGGGAGAAACAUUCUAGGUCACCUGCCCUCUCCUCCUGGGGGGACCCAGUCCUGCUGAAGACAGAUGUGCCGCUGAGCUCAGCUGAAGAGGCGGAGUGCCACUGGGCAGACACCGAGCUGAACCGUCGCCGCCGGCGCUUCUGCAGCAAAGUGGAGGGCUAUGGGAGUGUGUGCAGCUGCAAGGACCCCACACCCAUCGAGUUCAGCCCCGACCCACUCCCAGACAACAAGGUCCUCAACGUGCCUGUGGCUGUCAUUGCAGGGAACCGGCCCAAUUACUUGUAUAGGAUGCUGCGCUCUCUACUCUCAGCCCAGGGGGUGUCUCCUCAGAUGAUAACAGUUUUCAUCGAUGGCUACUACGAGGAGCCAAUGGAUGUGGUGGCACUCUUUGGUCUGAGGGGCAUCCAGCACACUCCCAUCAGCAUCAAGAACGCCCGUGUAUCUCAGCACUACAAAGCCAGCCUCACUGCCACUUUCAACCUGUUUCCGGAAGCCAGGUUUGCCGUGGUUCUGGAAGAGGACCUGGACAUUGCUGUGGAUUUUUUCAGUUUCCUGAGCCAGUCCAUCCACCUGCUGGAGGAGGAUGACAGCCUGUAUUGUAUCUCUGCCUGGAAUGACCAGGGAUAUGAACACACGGCUGAGGACCCGGCACUGCUGUACCGUGUGGAGACCAUGCCUGGGCUGGGCUGGGUGCUCAGGAAGUCCUUGUACAAGGAGGAGCUUGAGCCCAAGUGGCCCACACCAGAAAAGGUGCCCUGGCAGGGUAGCGGGAGUGGGCUGGAGUCCCCCACCAGCUCCAAACCUCUUCACCUUUGUAAUCUUCCAUGCCCCCAGCUCUGGGACUGGGACAUGUGGAUGCGGAUGCCCGAACAACGCCGGGGCCGAGAGUGCAUCAUCCCUGAUGUGUCCCGAUCCUACCACUUCGGCAUCGUUGGCCUCAACAUGAACGGCUACUUCCACGAGGCCUACUUCAAGAAGCACAAGUUCAACACGGUUCCAGGUGUCCAGCUCAGGAACGUGGACAGUCUGAAGAAGGAAGCUUAUGAAGUGGAAAUUCACAGGCUGCUCAGUGAGGCUGAGGUUCUGGACCACAGCAAGAACCCUUGUGAAGAUUCUUUCCUGCCAGAUACAGAGGGCCACACCUAUGUGGCCUUCAUCCGAAUGGAAAAAGAUGAUGACUUCACCACCUGGACCCAGCUUGCCAAGUGCCUCCAUAUCUGGGACCUGGAUGUGCGUGGCAACCACCGGGGCCUGUGGAGAUUGUUUCGAAAGAAGAAUCACUUCCUGGUGGUGGGCGUCCCAGCCUCCCCCUACUCGGUGAAGAAGCCACCAUCAAUCACCCCAAUUUUCCUGGAGCCACCCCCAAAGGAAGAGGGAGCCCUGGGAGCCGCAGAACAGACAUGAGACCUCCUCCAGGAUCCUGCAGGGCUGGGUACUGUGUACCCCCAGGCAGGCUGGCCCUUCACCCCAUCCUGUAGGAUUUUGUAGACACUGGUAGGGGUUGGGGCUGGCUUGUUUUUAACAUGAGACUUAAUUACUAACUCAAAGGGGAGGCUUCCCCUGCUCCAACACCCCUGUACCUGAGUUGGAGGUCUAUUUAUUUACUUCCCUGUUGGGAAGGGGCAGGAUAGUACCUGGGAAUCUUUGGGGUCCCUGGGCAGCUGAUCCUGCCCUUUGCACACUCCCUCCUCCCAGGCCUGGCUCAGAAUCUAACCUAUUUAUUGACUGUCCUGAGGGCCUUGGGAACAGGCUGAAGCCUGGAGGGCCUUGAUUCCUUUCUCGGCUGGGGUGCUGCCCUGAGGGUGGGGCUGGCUCUUACUCAGGAACCUGCUGUGCCCUGUGCCCAACCCAUGGACAGGCCCACUGGGGCCUCCUGCUGAUGCAGACUCACUCAGAGACCCUCAGACACGGAACCAGGCCUCUUCUCAGCCUCCCCUUUGUCCAGGUUUCCAAAGCUGGAUAAGGUGGUCAUUGAUUAAAAAAGGAGAA
Messenger RNA from Neomonachus schauinslandi (Hawaiian monk seal), 2800 nucleotides. RefSeq names its product protein O-linked mannose N-acetylglucosaminyltransferase 1 (beta 1,2-) (gene POMGNT1). Gene Ontology annotation, cellular component: Golgi membrane. The transcript is spliced from 21 exons. Lineage: Eukaryota; Metazoa; Chordata; Mammalia; Carnivora; Phocidae. Gene Ontology annotation, biological process: protein O-linked glycosylation via N-acetylgalactosamine. Gene Ontology annotation, molecular function: beta-1,3-galactosyl-O-glycosyl-glycoprotein beta-1,3-N-acetylglucosaminyltransferase activity. The coding region runs from base 149 to 2215 and encodes 688 amino acids. The record is from RefSeq and is a predicted model, not a curated record.